Molecule: messenger RNA, 2651 nt
Organism: Coturnix japonica (Japanese quail)
Lineage: Eukaryota; Metazoa; Chordata; Aves; Galliformes; Phasianidae
Gene: FOXF1
Product: forkhead box F1
Biological process (GO): animal organ morphogenesis; regulation of transcription by RNA polymerase II
Cellular component (GO): nucleus
Molecular function (GO): DNA-binding transcription factor activity, RNA polymerase II-specific; RNA polymerase II cis-regulatory region sequence-specific DNA binding
Source: RefSeq, a predicted model, not a curated record
GCGGCGAGCCCCCAGCAGCGCGGUGGCCUUUUGGGGGGGCGCUUAGGGGGGGGGCGGCGGAGGAGGGCCGGGGCUGGCCGCCGCGGAGCUGCCCGUAGAUGACUGCAGAAGCGCAGCAGGCUCUGUCCUCUCAGCCCCCUCCUCCCGCGGUGCACAGCAGCUACGGCCCCAUGUCCUCCGUGGCCGAGAAACAGCCGCAAAACUCGGCCAUGGACGCCGCCUCCGCCGCUCCCUCCGGGCCGGGAGGCAACAGCGCUCCGGGCAGCGGCGGAGCCCCGGGCAGCGGCGGCCCUAAAGCGAAGAAAACCAACGCGGGGAUGCGGCGGCCCGAGAAGCCCCCCUACUCCUACAUCGCUCUCAUCGUUAUGGCCAUCCAGAGCUCGCCCUCCAAGCGACUGACCCUCAGCGAGAUCUACCAGUUCUUACAGAGCCGCUUCCCUUUCUUCCGCGGUUCUUACCAGGGCUGGAAGAACUCGGUGCGCCACAACCUCUCGCUCAACGAGUGCUUCAUCAAACUGCCCAAGGGGCUGGGCCGCCCGGGUAAGGGACACUACUGGACCAUCGACCCGGCCAGCGAGUUUAUGUUCGAGGAGGGCUCGUUCCGCCGCCGGCCCCGAGGCUUCAGGAGGAAAUGCCAAGCUCUGAAACCCAUGUACAGCAUGAUGAACGGGCUCAGCUUCAACCACCUCCCCGACAGCUAUAGCUUCCAGGGCUCGGCCGGAGGGCUCUCCUGCCCUCCCAACAGCCUCUCCCUCGAAGGUGGUUUGGGAAUGAUGAACGGCCACUUAGCCGGCAACGUGGACGGGAUGGGCCUUGCGGGACACUCUGUGCCCCACCUGCCCUCCAACGGUGGGCACUCCUACAUGGGCAGCUGCAGCGGCUCCUCGGCGGGGGAUUAUCCGCACCACGAGAGCUCCGUGCCCGCCUCCCCGCUGCUGCCCGGCGGAGGGGUGAUGGAACCGCACUCGGUUUAUUCCAGCUCGGCUUCUGCGUGGGCUCCCUCCGCCUCGGCCGCCUUAAACACGGGAGCUUCCUACAUCAAACAGCAGCCUCUGUCGCCUUGCAACCCCGCUGCCAACCCGCUGUCCUCCAGCCUUUCCACGCAUUCCCUCGAUCAACCCUACCUGCAUCAGAACAGCCACAACACCGCCGAGCUUCAAGGCAUCCCGCGGUAUCACUCCCAGUCUCCGAGCAUGUGCGACAGAAAGGAAUUUGUCUUCUCUUUCAACGCCAUGGCCUCCUCCUCCAUGCAUUCAGCGGCCAGCGGCUCCUACUACCACCACCACCACCACCAGGACAUCAAGCCCUGCGUCAUGUGAGACGGGGCGGAAAAGCCACCACCACCUCCCGGAGGCCGCCGAGGUCUGACCCGGUGAACGACCCCCCCCUCUCCCACCCAGGACCCUGUGGGAGGAGGAAAGAGGGAUGGGGAGGGGGGACUCUGCAGACUGUGUUUGUCCCCAUAGAUGGGACCCCCGGGGAGCGGACCGCUGAGAGCGGCGGUGCCGUAUAUACGGGCGGCAGAGCAUCGGCCGGCCCGGCCUCCACCAUGUGUCUUUAAUCAAAGACGCUCUCUGCCUUCUUCUGCUUCUUCUUCUUCUCUUGGGUCGGGGUAGGCUGGAAGAAAGGGAGGGUGGGGGGGAAUAAAAGAAGUUUCCCCCCCCAAACCCUCCGUUGCCCCUCAUCUUGAAAUCUCCGACUGCGAGUUUGGGUUGAAAGGUUUGCUACGUGAGGUUUGGGGGGUUAUAUCCCUUCAAAGAGAAAAGAAAUCGCAAACAAAGCUUUCUAAAUCAGUUCUCUUCAAUAGAAUGCGUUGAGCGAUAUCAUCGUCCCAUCCCUUAGGGGCAGAGCCGGACUGUGAGCACCCCGAGCACACAGAGCGGCGCUGCUCCGGCCCUUCGCUCCCAUCGAGCCCUCAAACCUGAAAACAAUCUUUUUUUUUUCAUUAUUUUUUGGGAUCAUAUAUAUCUAUUUUUUUAGCCAUCGGUAUCUUCUUUUUCUUUAAUUUUUUUCCUUUUUUUUUUUUUUUUUUCCUUAUUAUUAUUAAUUUUUUUUUGCCUGCGUAAAGACUGCAGGACCGGACCCUAUGCAGAGAGAAUAAGGCACUUUGAAUAGAGACAGCCACGCUCCUUCUGUUAUUUAUUCUACAUUGUCGUCGUCGUUGUUGCUAAUAAUGGAGACACGAGGAGUCUCAGUUGAUCAGUAUUAAAGCGGUGGAGCUCUGUUGGCAAUAUUUGCCAUAUAGAUGUUGGGGUUUUGUUUUUUAGUUAACCUCUUGUAAAUGUUAAACCCAGCCCGGUCUCUGUGUAAAGACAAUCCUCCAUAUGUUUUUAUAGAAAUAUAUAUAUAAUGAAGGAUUAUCCCCCUCCCUUUCCCCAUCUCUUAUUGGGUUGGUUCUUUUGUUUCGCCCUGACUUUGUACAGUUCGGUGUCACCUAUUUGAAUUCCUUUCUGCACUGUAUAAAAACUGUAAUGAUGCGGUUGGUUUUGUGUUCUAUUUUAUUUUAUUAUUAUUAUUAUAUAUAAUAUUUUUUUUUCCACCCGGCCCUUUUGUGUACGUUUUGUCCCUAAAAAGGGGGGAAACAAAGAAAAAAAAAAAAAAAGAGGGGAAAAAAAAAAUCAAGCCGAAAUAAAACAUGUACGGCCUUUGUA